Molecule: messenger RNA, 6968 nt
Organism: Schistosoma intercalatum
Lineage: Eukaryota; Metazoa; Platyhelminthes; Trematoda; Strigeidida; Schistosomatidae
Source: the annotation of a GenBank genome assembly
AUUUGAUAUAUAUUAGUCUGAAGUAGCCACGCGUCAAGUUGCUUGUAAAGCUUUGAUUCGGUUUGGUUAAUCCUCUGAAGAAAAGUUUGAGCUAGUUUUUUUCGAAUGGUGGCAACAUGAGCUCCUCUGAAUCUAGGGAUGAAAACUUACAAUACACAUACCACACUAAUUCAGAAACUUCAAUACCUAAAGCCUCAGGAGGAAGCAAUACUCGGGAUUCUUCUUUUGAUGCUCCAGGUGUUGCAGAUGUUACUUUGGGCAAAGAGUUAGUUAGAAGACCUAUUCUAUAUAAAAGAUCUGAAGCAAAUAUUCCUAACAUAUGUGUUGACUCAUCGUCACAGAAUUUUAAGCAUCAUUUGAAAAAAUUACAUAUUGCUGUUAAUAAGAUUCUGGAAAAUGACCGCCUUACUAAAUAUAGAAAUCAGUCGAAAAAGAAUUUCAGAGGAAAUCAGGAAGCUUGUGAGAAAAUGUUGGAUGCCGUUAGAGAGCUUGGGUCCUUUAUUGUUCAGCGUCAAAACACCUCUCCAAUUGGUCAUCACAUUAGACCUACUAAGGAUAUACAGUCCCGCUUUCCUACGAGAGUGCGAUCGAAAAGUACUACCCAUGAUGACUCAAUUAGCCAUAAACGUAAUUUAACAAUGAGGAUGGGGCAUAGUCUCAAAUCAGUCAGACGUCCUACAUCACUAACUAAAAGGUCAAAAUCUCCAAUCAAGCGUUCAGUUUCUCCUUAUCCGGUAAUUGAUACUGAAAACUCUUGCUGUUCUAAGCAUUCGGGACAUUUUAAGGGUGUAAACAUAUUUUCUCAGCGUGAAACAAAAUAUAGAUUUCCAGUCAAAAAUGAUACCUUUAUAGCUUCAAAACAGGAAACUGAAAAUGUCCAGGCUUCAGAAGAUUUUACAAAUCCAGAGAUUGCUUGUUUAGAAGCUGAAUUAUCACAUCGUGAUACAUUGAUCAAAUAUUUAUCAGACCAAUUAUUUAAAUUAUAUCAAGAUAAUGAUAGAAUAUUUGCUGAAUAUGAAUUACAAGAAGCUAAUUUAACUAAAUAUUUACAUUCAUUAAGAUCACGUUUAACUGAAACAAAUACUAAUUUAAAUCAACAACAUACUACUCAUAAUACUACUAAUAAUACUAAUUCUAUUCAUACUGAUUACAUAACACAUAUUACUCAAUCCAUGUCUCAAGAUAUUCAUAUCAAUAUCACAGAUUCUAUUUUACAUCAUUUUGCUAAAGAAAUCAAUAAUAAAAUCAUAAAUCCCGGUAUAAAUAAUAAUAAUAAUAAUAAUAAUAAUAAUAAUAAUAAUAAUGAUAAUGAUGUCAUAGUUACUGUGAAUCCAGUUCAAAGAAUAGAACAAUCAUUCAUAUCUGAAUUAAAAGAUCUUCAUUUAGCUACACAGAAUUUAUUAAAUUAUUGGGAAAUAAAAAAUCAUCAAAUGAAUUAUCCCAUUGUAUGUCAACAAUUUUUUAAUGCAUUACUUAAUUUUUAUAUUAUUUCAAUGAAUUCUUAUCAAUUAAAUAAUCAAUUUAUUGAUCCAAAUAUCAAAGAUUUACAAAUGAAAGCAGAUCAUGCUGAACAACAAAUUAUUGAUUUAUCAAAUGAAAUCAAACAAUAUCAAUAUCAAUUAAAUCAAUUAAAUGAAAAAUUACAAAAAAAUCAAUUAGAAGAAACAAAUCAUCAUUUAUUGAUUAGUGAUUAUUUUUUAUCAUCAACAAAUUCUUCAUCUAAUAAUAAUAAUAAUAAUAAUAAUAAUAAUAGUAAUAAUAAUAAUAAUAAUAAUAUAAUUACUUAUUUAUCUGAUACAGAUCAAACUCAAUGUAUAUUAUCAUCACCAUCAUCAUCAUCAUCAUCAUUAUUAUUAGAUCCAGGAUCAAGUUCUCAAACUUAUGAAUCUAUACCAAAAAUAAAAUCAAUAGAAGAUCAAAUUAUAUUCCCAAUAAAAUCGACAAUAAUGCCAAUCGAUAUUUCAACAACCACCACCACCACAACAACAACAACAAUACCGGUUUAUAAUUCGAUUAAUAAUUUACUUCAACGUUUAUGGGGAAUAUUAUCGAAAGAAUCAAAGUUAACUAGUACAGAUUUACAUAAAUCUAAAUUAUGGAUUAGUAAUAAAGAGGAUUAUGAUACAUUAUAUGAAGCAUAUAAUAUUAUUGAACAAUUUCAAUGGUAUAUACAAAAUAAUAAACUUUCAUCAUUUAAAUCAUCUAGUUUAGUUGAGUCACAAUCUUCACUGUCAACAACAACAACAACCACAGCAACAUAUUUUGAACCAGAAUUAGUUGCUAAUGAAAUCAAUAGAACAACCACAACUGAUAAGUCUAUACCUGUUGAAGUUUCAUCAAUAACUAACCUUACAGAUCAGUCGACUAUUACUGCUUUAACUUCUAAUCAACAUAAAAUAAAAGAUAUUGAAGAGGUAAAUUUGGAAUCAUUCAAAAUGGAAGAGUUAUCUUCUUGUACAAAGUAUGCAACAAAAUCAAUUUACUUAACAGAUAUGUGUACAUCUACAAGUGAUCUGUUAACAUUGUUUAUUAAUCAAGAUCAAAAUCAUCAGUUGAAUAUGCAACAGGUUAAGCAAAUGAAUGAUCAGAUAAUAUCAACAGAUGAUCUUAUUCAAACAUCAUCAUUGGAUAAAGAAGCUUUACGUGAGUUACAAAGGAAGUUUAAUUACUUAAAAGAUUCUUAUAAUCAUUUAGUUAGUCAAUAUCAAACUUUUAAUCAAACCUUAUGUAAACAAUUAAGAAAUGUUAAUUCCACAUUUGAUGAAUAUAAAUCCAAUAUAUCUGGUUACAUUUCUCAUAAGUAUAAAAAUAUCUGUGAUUCAUCUAUACAAACUGAUUCUUUUAAUCAUUUGCCUAGACUAUUGACUGAUCCAUCAUAUAGACAAAUACCGUUAGAUUAUAGAAAUUUAUAUGAAAUUGAAUACUGUCAUAGUUCAUGGCCAACAAAUCAAGUGAUAUCAAAUGAAACCAUAAUUUCUAAUCAAUCUAUGUUAAAUACUGAAUUAACAACAGAUAACUGUUCAUUUGAAUUAUCUCAAUUAAAACAAGAUUAUGAAAUGAUACAAUCAAAGUUACAGAAAUCUGAAAGAGAAGUAGAAAUAUUGCAUAGUAAUUUAUUAGAUAUUGAAAAUCAUAUUAAAUUGGCUAUAUCUAAUAAUCAUUUUACUAGUUUACAAUGUAUUCUAGAUAAUGGAGGACUAGCCGAUGUACAGUCAUUGACUAAAGCAUUUUUAAGUCAAGUCAGUACAAUUAUAUCAAAUUUAAAUCAAUAUAUACCUGAUCAAGAUAAUCAAAUUGAAUAUGAAUCACCUGAUCACUACCUUACUGAUGAUAAGAGUUUUCCGAUUCAUAAUGAAAAACGUUUACUAGUAAAUACAGAGGAAUAUAAUCAGAAAUACCCAAUUUAUUCAGCUGAACAAUCUCUUAUUCGCCUAACUGAAUUACAGGAAAUUCUACAACAACAAAUCAUUAGAAAACAAGAUACUUUUGUUGAACAAAUUGAACAGGAUAAUUAUUCAUUCAAUCAAGAAAUUGAUAGAUUAUUAGAUGACAAACCUGAAAUCACAGAUUUGAACUUGACAGAAAAGCUACAGUCUGCGUUACAUGUUAUAUACGAAGAGUUAACUUUGUGUCAGCAUUUAGUAGAUAAACUUUUGAGUGAAAAAACAAAACACUGCAAACUUAUAGCUAUGCAAGCAUCACAAAUAGAAGAUUUGAACAAGGAAUUAAGAGAUUAUGACUAUAAAUUAAAAGCUAUCUCAACAGGACAUAACAUUGUCCCAUAUAAUAACGACGAGACUUAUGAAAAUAAUUGCUACGACAGAAAUGAUGAAAAGGUAAAAAGUGAAUGUUAUAUAUAUCAUCAUAAUCAAUAUCCUAAUUCACUUAUUGAUUCAUCUACAAAUCCAAAGAAAAACAUAAUAAAUGAACUAAAAUUAACUAAUCAGACAGAGAUUGAACAAACAACUAUAAUGUCCAAAGAAGAGAAAGAAUAUCGACAAAUAGCCAAAAUUGAAGAAACAAAAUCCACAUUAGCUAAAGACACACAAACAACUUCAGAAUUUACCGUGAAGGUGACAAGAGAGAAGCUAGUGAGUUCAAGUUUGUGUGAAGAUGAGUCGAAUGUGGUUGGUCAACUGCGCGAAGAGUUGACGUCUUGUUAUGAACAGAUAGUGAAGCUGUCUAGAUCGGUGGAGGAGAGUGAUGCUUCGUUGAUGGAUGUCCGGCGUUUGUUGACUGUGAAGGAGAGUGAAGUGGCGGAUCUGAGAGAGGAGAAGCGUCAUUUACGAGACGAAUUGAAUGAGUUGAGGGAGACUGUAGAGGCAGAACGACGUGAUUUGGACAUAAUGCGUGCAAAUAUGGAUGUGUUGGAGAGCAAGGAAGAGGUGUCGGCGAUGUGCGUGGAGUGUCGUGGACCGAACGUUGCUGCUGCUGCUGCUGCUGCUGUGGAGGAGGAGUGUGUGCAGACGGAGAUUGACGACGAAGUUUUUGACCUGGUGUCGACGUUGCAGCUCGAGGUUGCCCAUCUGCGUGAGGAAAAUGCGGCGACGUUGGCGGCUCUGGAGCGUUCACAGCUCGAGUUGAGCAUGAAACAGACCGAAGUGCAGGGACCGGAGUCACGUAUGAUGGUGAACGAGACAACUUGUUGGAUUCCUUGUGAGACUGUGAGAAAGGCGCCCGAUGUGGUUGUCCGUGAGUUGGCAGAGGUUGAUGACACAGACAGAGUGGAGGCAGACGUGUUUGCCGGAGUUCCUGACAUGCAGCUGGUGGAGACUGUUGCAAGCGACUCAGUGUCAGGCAUUGUGCCUGAUCGAAUGGACAGGCAAACUACGGACUUGUGUGUUGAGGGCGUUUCGAACGAGGAAGUGGUCUUGCCCAUUCACGCCACUCAGAGUUGGACGAAACCGCCGAGUGAACAAGACAAUGACGAUCCCGAACUUGCCCUGUUGAAUACAGACAGCCUAAGAGCGCGAUUGAAGGAGGCCAUGAGCAGAAUCUGCGAACUUGAGAAUGCCAAGACAGAGUUGAGUGUGCGUCUGCGUGAGCUGGAAGGCGUUAUGAUGUGUGAAGAUAAGCCGAUGGAUGUGAUGCCUCUUAGUUCUCGUGUGCCUGACCGGUCGAUGAAAGUGACGGAGGAAGCUGAUGCACUGUGGAAGCACAACAAAGAGCUGAUGACAGAGGUAGACUUGUUACGAAGUAAGAUUUCAGAGCGCGUGACACUGUUGGACGAUGUGUGCAUGGAGAUGGAUGAGGUCAGAGGAUCACUGGGUUUCUUGUUGAAGCAGGUGAGAGAAUUGCGUGCAGCACAUGCUGAGGCGAAUGCUGACCGCGCCGAAAUGGCGAACAGAAUGAGUGAGUACGAACGGGUUUCACAUCGCCUGUGCGAAACAGUUGGUCGAUCCACGUCACCAGUGCAAGACAUCGACUAUGCACACGAAGGCUCGUCGACUGACCGUUGCACAUCAGACGGGUUGCGAGAGGAUUUGCAGCGUGCACUGGAUACACAAUCGUUCGAGCUGGAGGCAGUCACUGAGAAACUGAAAGAAUGUGAGUCAAUGAACAAUGCCCUGAUCUGUGAGUAUGAUUUCCCGAAGAAACGUUUGAGCUUAAAUCUGGCUCCACCUGUUAGACAUUUGAAUUCUCGUUUAGAAGUCAAUGGUAUGUUGGUUGAAACGUCUGGUAAUCUUUCUAAUUUUGGAGAAAGUGAUCGUAAUUAUUCAAAUGGUGAGCUGCUCUCUGAAAUCCAAGCGACUUGCGAAAGUGAUCUUCUUAAUUCAGACCAAUUUCUUGUAGCCAGUGACAGUGAGGUAGGCAAUAAACUCAGUGAUAUCGUCGUUCAUGGAAAUAAGUCAUACAUAUCGUCGAUAGUUUUAGAUGCUUCGUGUUUCAAGGUGUUAAGUCCAUCCGAUGUCGACCCGAUGAUGGUUGAUUCUAAUGCAAAUGAAUCUAAGUUUACAUUUGCCACAAAUUCAUCUUCAAAAAGGGAUAAGUCACUUCAACAAAACAGGAAUGAUGCCAGUGAAUCACAUGCUUGUCACUGUGAUGAAGUUACCAUCGUUUCGCAUGAUGACUUCUCACAAGAUAAAAUUUCGCACGUUUGGAGAAUGCCUCCGGAUAUUAAAGACGAAAAAAUGUUCAUCAGUUCUUUGAUACUACCACCACCUAGACAACCCUGCAGUAUGACAUACGCUAAAUCAGCAUCAGAUAUUCCCGUAAUGUCGCGCAGUUUAUCAAGUAAAGAACUAGAAACCGUUGAACCAUAUAGUAUAAAAUCAGAAAGGCUUGUGAAAGACUGCGUAAACAACACAGACAAGCAUAUGGGAUGGUCUUCAAACACAAAAGCAUAUAAUGUUACAGGGUACUCAGAAGAAACAACUAUAAAAAUUAACGAAGAAACGAGAAAUCAUCUGGAAAAAUUCGAGGGAGAAAACCUGAAAAUCAAGAAAGAAGAUGAAAUCAUAAUUAUAAGAAAUCAAAACGAUAUUAUUAUAGAGUGCGAUCAAAAAUUAGAAAACGAAUUUUCACAACAGCAAUAUCAACAGACCGAUGCGUCAAAACGGGAUAAGGCCAAUGAAAAAAUUAUAAAAAAAUCAACAAAUAGUACAAAUCCAGAAUUAAGAAUAAUUUCAAGAGAGAAAAACACACACACUGAUGACGCCACAGAACCGCAUAGUUCCUUGUUGAAGCAGGUGAGAGAAUUGCGUGCAGCACAUGCUGAGGCGAAUGCUGACCGCGCCGAAAUGGCGAACAGAAUGAGUGAGUACGAACGGGUUUCACAUCGCCUGUGCGAAACAGUUGGUCGAUCCACGUCACCAGUGCAAGACAUCGACUAUGCACACGAAGGCUCGUCGACUGACCGUUGCACAUCAGAUGGGUUGCGAGAGGAUUUGCAGCGUGCACUGGAUACACAAUCGUCCGAGCUGGAGGCAGUCACUGAGAAACUGAAAGAAUAUAGUGAAGCUGUCUAG